Molecule: messenger RNA, 1323 nt
Organism: Cercopithifilaria johnstoni
Lineage: Eukaryota; Metazoa; Nematoda; Chromadorea; Rhabditida; Onchocercidae
Source: the annotation of a GenBank genome assembly
AUGAAAAAAUUUGUUUUAGUGGCAUCUACAGAUUCGGAUUCUUUUAUCAGUGAUAUGAGAGCCCUGCCAAUGCAAGUAAAGGGAAUGCCGAGGCGACCAUUUCCGCAGCAAUACAUUCCGCAAGGACAUCGUGGUGGUCGACGUUUUGAAGACUCAACGUUGGGCUCUGAGAGUGACGCACGGUUGUUUUCGGAUGAUGACGACCGUUCGAGGGUUUCAACUUCUACUGACAUUACCAGCGUUUCUCGACAGCAUCAUGCUCCUGCAUAUCGUAAACGCCGAAAUCGUCGACGAUUUCGGCAACCUUCAAGAGCUUCAUCCUUUAGUAGCAUAACAGAAAGCUCAAUGUCAUUGGAUGUAAUCACAGUAACAUUGAAUAUGGAUACGGUGAACUUUUUGGGUAUUAGUAUUGUUGGACAAAGCUCAUCUCGUGGUGAUAAUGGCAUUUAUGUUGCUAAUAUCAUGAAAGGAGGUGCUGUAGCAUUAGAUGGAAGAAUUGAGCCGGGUGAUAUGAUUUUACAAGUGAACGAUAUUUCAUUCGAAAACUUCACGAACGAUCAGGCAGUAGAUGUUUUGCGUGAAUCAGUUGCACGGAGAGGACCAAUUAAGUUAACAGUAGCUAAGAUGUGGGAUAGUGGGCCAAGAAGUGCAUUCACUGUCCCUCGACAUCGGGAUGAACCGGUGCGGCCUAUUGAUACUCAAGCCUGGAUACAGCACACUAAUGCUAUGCGCGGGAUGCCAUCCAUUCUCGAAGGAUCUGAAGGCGCUCCAACUCCGAUACCUGGUCAAUACGGUCGGCCUGCAAGUAGCAGCACUGCAACAUCAAAUGGUUCUGUUCCAAAUACUAUCGUUGGCGGAGCCCAUUUUCGGUUAGAUGCUAUGACGGACAAAAAGAAAGUUGUCCAAAUGAUGGUUAUGCCAAAUUCUGGAUUAGAUAUCAAAAAUCGCACUUGGCUUAAGAUUCCGAUUCCUAUGUCUUUCCUUGGCAGUGAUUUGGUUGAUUGGUUAAUGGAACAUGUUGAUGGUCUCCGUGAUCGAAAGGAUGGACGUAAAUUUGCUGGCGAAUUGUUGAAAGAGAAGUUAAUCAGUCAUGUAGUCAAUAAAAUUACAUUCACUGAACAAUGUUACUAUAUUCUUGGUGAAGAAUGUGCUGAUUACGCACGCUUGCGGCAGAACCCUGGAGGUGAUGAUCCGGGUGUUCGAAGCGAAGUGGGUUCAGUAUUGCCACCACCACCACCAGGGCUUGUUGCUGCUGCUGCAGCGCAGCAAAGUGGACGUGCUUGGCCUCAGCCAACAAUGAUACCGCAGAGUGCACCUUCAAUG